This is a messenger RNA of Gossypium raimondii (Peruvian cotton), 1460 nucleotides long. RefSeq names its product dof zinc finger protein DOF5.6. Lineage: Eukaryota; Viridiplantae; Streptophyta; Magnoliopsida; Malvales; Malvaceae. Gene Ontology annotation, molecular function: DNA binding; DNA-binding transcription factor activity. Gene Ontology annotation, biological process: regulation of DNA-templated transcription. The record is from RefSeq and is a predicted model, not a curated record.
CCCUCCCCCUUUCCCUGACAAACCAUUCCCUUCAUUCACUCUCUGUCUCUCUCUUACAUUUUCUGUAAUAGAGCUCUUUUGGUGCCUUUGUUAUAUCUGGUUUCGCGCUGUUGUUGGGUUAGUGUUUUACAAUUGAUGGGUCUUACUUCAUUGCGUGUUUGCAUGGAUUCAUCUGAUUGGCUUCAGGGGACGAUGCACGAGGAGUCUGAAAUGGAUUCAUCGUCAUUAUCAGGGGAUAUGCUGACAUGUUCAAGGCCUUUGGUUGAAAGGAGGUUAAGACCUCAACAUGAACAAGCUCUCAAAUGUCCUAGGUGUGAGUCCACACACACAAAGUUUUGUUACUACAACAAUUACAGCUUGUCUCAGCCAAGGUACUUCUGUAAGACUUGUAGGAGGUAUUGGACCAAAGGGGGGACAUUAAGGAACAUUCCUGUUGGUGGGGGAUGUAGGAAGAACAAGAAAGUUGUUUCUAAAAAACCAAAUACCGACCAAUCAUCCAAUUCCAACAACAAUGUUGUUGGAUCGUCUAAUGCUCAUCAUCACAACCCUACUCACCUUCACCUAUCAUUCCCUGAAAUGCACCUUAAUAACAUGCUUGCUACUCAUCACGCUGCUGAUGGUAACUUCAUAGGCGGUAAUAAAUACAAUUCUCUGCUUGGGAACCCAAUGCCGAUUGAUUUCAUGGAGAGUAAGCUGGAAGCCAUAGUUGGGAGCUCGAGGAACUAUGAUUUUUUGGGGAAUGGUAAUGAAAUGGGACUGGUUGAAGGAGUUGGGGAUAUGGGGAUAGCACCCAAUCUCCAUGGUCUCUGCUCACAAUAUGGAAUGUCAACCAUUGAUGGCACUGGGGGUGGUUUCAUGAUGCUACCUUAUGAUACAAAUGAAGACCAACAACAUGCAAUCGAUGUAAAACCAAACAACAAGCUCUUGUCUCUUGAAUGGAAAGACCAAGGUUAUCCUGAUGCUGGAAAAGACAGUUACGGAUACAUGAAUAGCCUGGGAUCAUGGCCUGGUGUAAUGAAUUAUGGACCCUCCACAACAAAUCCAUUAGUGAUCUCAAACCAAUCUCUGUAACCAAUUACUAAGGCAGCUCGAUGGAUCGGCACGUCGUUUAAAAUGCCUUUGAUUGAAAGAAAGGUCUUUAAUUUAAUUUCUAUUAAAUAUUUGUUUUUUUUUGGGUGGGGGGUUAGUGGGCUGGCCUUUCAAAUUUAUAAAGUUUUAACAUAAGGAGAAUAUGUGCUGUGAAUGAGAAUGUAAUUUUAUUGAGUUCCUUAAAUGGCUACUUAGUGUUUCUUUUUUUUUUUUGUCAUUGGUGUCUUAGGCUAAAGACAUUCAAUGCUAGCUUUAGGAUUUUGUUGUUAUAUCGAGGAAGAUCUAUAGAUUGUUUUUUUCCCCUUUUUGUUUUAUGUGUGAUGAUCAAGAAUGAAAGAAUGGGAUUCGACAUGCCUAAUCAUCUUUUGAAA